Maniola jurtina (meadow brown) is the source of this 647-nucleotide messenger RNA. Its product is annotated as fatty acid-binding protein-like. The record is from RefSeq and is a predicted model, not a curated record. The transcript has 4 exons. NCBI's taxonomy places the organism in Eukaryota, Metazoa, Arthropoda, Insecta, Lepidoptera, Nymphalidae. Bases 210 to 626 code for a protein of 138 amino acids.
UAACAAACUAUCCAACAAAUAAACAUACAUUCGCAUUCAUAAUAUUAUUGUUGCUACAAUGACACAGCAUUAUGUAAAAUAUAUAAAUCUUAUCAAACGGAAUGACGUUGUAAAAAAACAGAUAGAUUACUGUUACUUUCGCAGUCAAUGCUGUUUAGUUGUAUUUUUCUAAUAUAUUUAUUGGAAAAAUUAAAGUAAUUAUUUAGGAAAUGUGGUUUUCCGGUAAGAGGUUUCGAAGGACAAGAUGUGAGAACAUAGACAAGCUAUUAGCCGCAACCAAUGUAAACGAAGAAAUUGUCCGCAUGCUCAAAACCAAAGCACCAGUGGUGUGCUACACAGCGAUCGGUAACAACUCAAUAAAACUGGACCUAGACGUAGAUGGGAAGCAUACCUUGUCGCACGUGUUCAAACUUGGAGAAGAAGAGGAAAUGGAGAAGAAGGACGGAAACAAGGUAAAAAUGACAUAUAGCCUAGAAGGCGAAAAUAUAUUGAAGCAAGUGAUAAAAAUGCACGAUGGAAAAAAGGCGUGCUUUGUACGAGAGUUUAUGGACAAGGAUGUGAAAAUGACCGUUACAAUGGAUGGCACAGAUGUUAGUGCUACGAUAUAUUACGAAAUCGUACAAUAGAUGAUUAAAUAUAAUAUUGUA